Messenger RNA from Paramecium sonneborni, 255 nucleotides. The record is from the annotation of a GenBank genome assembly. Lineage: Eukaryota; Ciliophora; Oligohymenophorea; Peniculida; Parameciidae.
AUGAGACCUCAAUUACUAUUUUAUUUAGAAGUAUUGAAGAAAGGAGUAUUAAUAUAUGAGAAGAAAUUGAUAAUGUAAUUUAAAAGAUUAACAGAAAUAGAAAGUAAUAUAUUUAAUAGGGAAGAAUGUUAAAUCUGGGUUAUAGUAUUUAAUAAUCCAAAGGUUAGUAGAAAACAUACCAUAGUAUUAUAAUCUAAGAAUACAAAUGAAUUUUAUAUAUAUUUACACAUAGAACAUAUGUAAAUAAUUUAAUGA